AUGGAUUUCUUAUUGAACAAAUGGUUUUUAAAGAAGAAACAACGAAAAAUAAAUGAUUUACCAAAAUAUAUGCCAUUACAACCAUAUCGAUCGAUUCAUAUUGAUGAAUUAGCAGUACCAUCAAGUAUCGUUGAAUUAUUUCGUACUGCAGCACCAACAACAAAAUUUACAUUAUUUGUUCCUAUUGAUUAUCUUGAAGAAAAUGAUUAUAUACAAUUAGAAAUGAUUCAACAUUCAUUUUCAUUAAUGGUAUUCAUUCGACGUUCAAAUGCAUAUCCACCUGAUGUAUUGGAACAUAUACAACAGUUAUUUAAUCUCGUCAUGGAUUCAUCCAAUUGUAUUCAUAUCUGGGGAAAUAUGAAUAAUAUUAUUUCAACAUUAGAAAAUUUAGAAUUUUUCUUUCAUGACAUGUUUCAUCCUGUCCAUUAUAUCAAUAUACAAAAACAAUUUAAACAAUGGUAUAAUAGUACAUUUAUCCAUGGUUAUUAUUGUGAACAAAAUUUAAAAUUUAAUACAAUUGAUGGACCAUUAUGUUCUUGUUCUUAUCGACCAUUAAAAACAUUAAAUGAAGAAUGGACAAUUGAUCAAGCAAUUGCUUAUACAUUUACUGAAUAUUUGAAUAUUGAUAUUGCAGAUAAUAUUAGUUCUAAUCAGAUUUGUUCUGCAAUUAGUACAUUAUCAAUUGUACUUGAUCAACAAUGGACUCGUGAACAAGUUCAAAGUUAUAUUCAAGCACAUAUGAAUCUUCGUCAAAUACAUACAAAACGUUAA
Molecule: messenger RNA, 771 nt
Organism: Adineta ricciae
Lineage: Eukaryota; Metazoa; Rotifera; Eurotatoria; Adinetida; Adinetidae
Source: the annotation of a GenBank genome assembly